Tricharina praecox is the source of this 1328-nucleotide messenger RNA. Its product is annotated as mitochondrial K+-H+ exchange-related-domain-containing protein. Gene Ontology annotation, cellular component: mitochondrial inner membrane. The transcript has 5 exons. The coding region runs from base 155 to 1054 and encodes 299 amino acids. The record is from RefSeq and is a predicted model, not a curated record. NCBI's taxonomy places the organism in Eukaryota, Fungi, Ascomycota, Pezizomycetes, Pezizales, Pyronemataceae. Gene Ontology annotation, biological process: potassium ion transport; proton transmembrane transport.
GGGUACUACAUAAACUUGGAAGAGCUGCCCCUCGGCCAAACAUUUGCCCCGCCAAAGUUUUACGUACCUCCAUACAUCCAUCGCGCCCACCAACCUACCUUACAGAACCCGAACUCACGUCCUCGCAUCCCCCCCAAGACAGACAAGAGAAACCAUGAGGCUAUUCCUGAUCCCGAUCUCGGCGCGGCGAACCCUCAUCUACGGACAGCGCCUGAACAAGAUUACGCAUGCGCAGCCGUCGCUGGCGGAUAAAGCGUCUACCCGCGCCUCACAGUUGUGGCUGAAAUGGGAGUCUGCAGAAAAAGGCUGGCAGAAACGGGUGACAGAAUACGGGAACAAACUUUUCAACCGGAUACCGUUCGAAGAAUGGGGUCUCAAAUCGAUCCCCCCGCUCUCCGCGCGGCGCCAGGCCGACGAAAUCGCCGGGGCCAAGAUCGAAGUGGUGUACCCACCUAGCAUAAUCUCUUCCUCCUCGGUAGCGGGGCUUCUAUCGCGCCUCUCAACCGAGCGUAACGCGGUGCACCGCAAGCGGCUGAUCUGGUCUUUAAUCGGCAUGCCGAUUUCCGCACCCUUCGCACUCGUCCCCGUGAUCCCGAACCUGCCGUUUUUCUACUUAGCGUACCGCGCCUUCUCGCACUGGAAGGCGCUCGAGGGCGCGAAACACCUCGGCUUCCUGGCGGCGAAUGGGAUGUUCCAACCUGUGCCCAGCGCCGCGCUCGACGAGGUGUAUACAAGGCAUAGGAAAGCCGUCACCAUCGAUGCGAGGGCACUAAAGGCAAUGACGAGCGUCGAGUGGACUACUACCGAUGCCGCGGAGGUAAUUAAGAAGGCCAGGAAACAGGGUCCGCCCGUGGCUGAGGAGGAGGAUGUGCUCUUGCUCCGAGAGCAGGAUGCGCAGGAUAUCGCACAGGUCGUUGAUGUGCCCGCGUUGGUGGUGGAGUGCGAGCGCGCGUGUCGACAGGUCGCUGCGCAGAUGCAGCUUCAGGCGGAACAGGAAUCCCAGACAAUACGUGUGGACAAGGCAAAUGAGUCGGCGGAGAAGAAAAAAUUAUAGAUGGGCGGAAGACGAUAGACGGGAUCAGCUAAUCUCAUCUCUUUGUGUGUGUAUGAUAGGAUACGAUAGGAUACGAUAUGUAUGGUAGGUAGUCACGUGCAAUGGGGUUUUGGUUGCGAGUGAUACGAAUGGGACAGGGCAACGAUGUACAGGUGGAUGAAUGGGAUGGAUGAACGGCUGGCUUUCUGGCUGGCUGGAUGGAUGAAUGGAUACUGGCGUUAGAGACAAGACUUUUGUUACAUGCAUUAUAAAAAUAAAAAUUUACUUUCCCUCA